AUGGAAAACCUUUCGAUAGGCGAAUCAUCAAGGUCAACAGUCUCGCUUGUUAGAGAUAUCGAAGAUGAUGAUGUGGCUUCAGGUCAAACAGACAAUUCAAGUACACUAAACACAUCCUACCUAACACCUUUACAACAAAGUUUAGUGUUUGAACUGACAACAAGACGAAAACGCAUAGCAAAGGCGCAAAGGAGAAUAGAGUUCUGGGAAAGAUACGAGGAGAAGCAAGCGAAGGAAAAGCAAGCGGGAAAGCGUACUGCUACGGAUCAAUUUGAGAGGGAUGUGGUAGAUGAAGAAUACUUGGACGAUUUGAUCAAACAACGAAAAGAUCGUUUGGCUGAAUUGCAACAAUCACAAACACUCAAAGAAUCUAUAAUGGAAUCCGCCGACGCUGCCCAUUCUAUCAAUGCUUCCAUGGCAGCAGUUCCACCCGGACCUUUUCCUAAUUCGCCAGAUAUCUCUUUGUGUCCUCAUGACAUAGCGCCAGAAAGGCAACCGAUUCGAUCACUAGUAGCAAGGAGGGACGAAGCCGCUUUGAAGUUCCUACAGCUUGAUGAUCAAAUCAAAAGAGCACAGAGAGAACGAUAUAAAAUCCUUGGCAAUAUUCAAGCCGCUCGUGAAACGACAGCAAACCUAUACCGAGAAAUACACGAAUUGAAAGAAGCCCUAGCACGAAAAAAGACGGAUGAAUUGGAUAUUUCGAACAGCGUUACGAUUGAUCGUCAAGAAGAUGCUCAAGCUCGAAUUGCAGCGUUGCAAAGGGCAAUCAAUACCGCUCGCGGUAAACGUGAGAUGGUCAAAGGUGUUCUGAGGGGACUUAUACUCGAAUCAGGACUGGAUUGGUCAAAGAACAAAGGUUUGCGAAAAUUGGUGUUACAACUGGGCGAUGAUGAGGUAUAUUCUUCGGAUGAAGAUGUUGAUCUGUAUACGGAUGAGGAAGAGACGGAAGAAUCAUCAGAUGAAGGGGAAGACUAG
Molecule: messenger RNA, 975 nt
Organism: Meira miltonrushii
Lineage: Eukaryota; Fungi; Basidiomycota; Exobasidiomycetes; Exobasidiales; Brachybasidiaceae
Exons: 4
Coding region: 1-975 (324 amino acids)
Biological process (GO): kinetochore assembly
Cellular component (GO): kinetochore
Source: RefSeq, a predicted model, not a curated record